UGGCGUGCUUUGGCGGGUCCACGCGGAAUGGACAUUCCGUUUAGGGAUAUUCUGUCAAGGCCGUUAAAGCCCCGGAUAAGCCCUAAACCGUUCGCUAGGGCAAAAGUAUUUCGAGGAUGGAGCGCGCGUUUGCUUCGUCUUCUUCUUCCUUCUCUCCAUCUAGUCCGAUCGGCCAGCGGCAGCAAGUCGAUCGUCGAGCUGUGCGCUUUAGGCCCUGCAUUGACAUCCACAAUGGAAAGGUGAAGCAAAUCGUGGGAUCUACUCUGCUGGAUUCGUCGCAGUCUUCGCUGGUUGUGAAUUUCGAGUCGGAGAAAUCGGCUGCCGAGUUUGCUGGAAUGUAUCGCCGCGAUGAUCUUCCCGGCGGACACGUGAUCAUGCUCGGGGGAGAUUCUUUGAGCCUGAAAGCAGCGCUCGCGGCACUGGAAGCGUAUCCGGGUGGCUUGCAGAUCGGUGGGGGUGUCAACUUGGGGAACGCGAAGUCUUAUCUCGAUGCUGGAGCGAGUCAUGUGAUUGUCACCUCGUUCGUGUUUAAGGACGGCAAGGUCGACACUGAAAGGCUCCAGCAGCUAGUACGCCUUGUUGGCCGGAAGAGGCUCGUUUUGGACCUGAGUUGCAGAAAGAAGGAUGGAGUAUACAUGGUCGUGACCGACCGGUGGCAAAAGUUUAGCGAUCUGCCUAUCACUGAAGAAACUCUAGCCGGUUUGGCGCAAUCAGCCGACGAGUUUCUUGUCCAUGGGGUGGACGUCGAAGGAAAGCGGCUGGGAAUCGACGAGGAGCUUGUCAAGAUCUUGGGCCAAUGGUCUCCAAUCCCGGUUACGUAUGCUGGUGGGGUAACAUCGCUCGAAGAUCUGGAUCUCAUCAGAAAUGCUGGGCGAGGCGUUGUAGACGUGACUGUCGGCUCUGCUCUCGACAUAUUUGGAGGCAACGUUUCAUAUUCCGAUGUCUUGAGUUGGCACAGAGAUCAGCAAUCUUAACCUUUGUCUAAUAUCACUUUUUGUUUAGUAUUAAUCCUGAAUUCAUUUCCGAGGUUAGGUCGUCUUUUGAUCAA
Molecule: messenger RNA, 1048 nt
Organism: Selaginella moellendorffii
Lineage: Eukaryota; Viridiplantae; Streptophyta; Lycopodiopsida; Selaginellales; Selaginellaceae
Product: 1-(5-phosphoribosyl)-5-[(5-phosphoribosylamino)methylideneamino] imidazole-4-carboxamide isomerase, chloroplastic
Exons: 8
Coding region: 117-974 (285 amino acids)
Biological process (GO): L-tryptophan biosynthetic process; L-histidine biosynthetic process
Cellular component (GO): cytoplasm
Molecular function (GO): 1-(5-phosphoribosyl)-5-[(5-phosphoribosylamino)methylideneamino]imidazole-4-carboxamide isomerase activity
Source: RefSeq, a predicted model, not a curated record